Molecule: messenger RNA, 2053 nt
Organism: Paramecium sonneborni
Lineage: Eukaryota; Ciliophora; Oligohymenophorea; Peniculida; Parameciidae
Source: the annotation of a GenBank genome assembly
AUGUAAACUCAUUCAAAAUAAGUGGUUGCACUAAUUAAUCAAUUACCUAAAAGAGAUGAACUUAGAUUCUUAGAAAAAUAACCCGGAAACAAAAAGGUUAUAACUGAAACUAACAAAGUAUUUAUCUCAGUAAUUAAUGGAUUACGAUCUUUGGUUGGAGAUGUUUAAAUAAAUUCAACAACUAUUCCAUUUAAAGUAUUUUCUCUUAAGUAUCUAGCAAAUAGAAGAAACAUUGGAUUAGUUUUUGGAAAAUGCAGCUAUUCAAUUUGAUAAAAUGAAUAAAUUAAAUAUAGCUCCAAAAUAACCUCAAGUUUAAAAAUCAAACUAGCUUAAACCCAAAGAUAUAUAUGGAUUUGCUGAUGUAAUUUAGCUAAAUAAAUUACCAUUUAUUCCUGUUUUAAAAUGCAAAUAAUAUGCAUAAACAGAAUUAGAUUAAAAAAUAAUAGAAGCUUAAAAUAACCCAUUUACAUUUUUCGAAAAAAAUGGAAUUGAUGAAUUUGCUCAUCCAUACUAUGAAGAAAUAAUGAGAUUGGCACCAUAAGAUUUUAUUCUUGAUGUACCAUCCAAAAUUAAUAGAUUCAGAGAUUUAGAACCACCUAAUAUGAUAAGCAAUGCUGAUCAAUUGGGGGAACUUAUUCUUAAAAUUCAACAAGAAGUUGAUUAGAAUGGUUUUAGUGAAAUAGCAGUAGAUUUAGAGCAUAAUCAUUAAAUUUCUUAUUUAGGAAUAACCUGUUUAAUGUAAUUAAGCACUCGAACUAAAGAUUAUAUCAUAGAUCCUUUUCCAAUAUGGAAAUAAGUUGGAGAAAUGUUAAGUGCUGUGUUUUCAAAUCCAAGAAUUGUUAAGGUUUUCCAUGGAGCUGAGAAUGAUGUUUAAUGGCUUUAAAGAGAUUUUGGUUUAUAUAUUGUGAAUCUAUUUGAUACUUUUCAUGCUUCUAAAGAACUACAAUUGAUGUAAAACUCCUUUUAGUUUUUGCUCUCAGAAUAUUGUAAGAAAUCUACAGAUAAAACAUAUUAAACAGCUGAUUGGACUUAAAGACCAUUAUCUGAUGAAAUGAUUAAAUAUGCUUAGAUUGAUACUCAUUAUCUACUUUAUAUUUAUGAUAGAAUGAGAUAAGAUCUUAGUAAAUUAAAUAAACCAUAAGAAAAUUUAAACAAUGUUCCAAAUUAUUAUAUUGAAAGUGUAUUAAAACGAAGUAAAGAGACAUCUCUUAAAAUUUACAAAAAACCUUUGUAAGAUUAAGAUUAAUCAUUGCAAAUCAUUCUUAAUAAAUAAGAUAGAAGAAUGGAUUCAAAAAGCUUCGAUUUAAUGGUUAAGUUAUUAGAAUUAAGAGAAGAAUUAGGAAUUCAAUAUGAUCAAAAUCCAAGAUAUUUUUUACCAAAUCCAUUUUUAUUUAAAUUAAUUGAAUCACAACCUACAACAAUUUAAGAAUUAAAAAGUCAGUUAGGAGGUGAUAAAAAUAUACAUGAUAUUAUUAAAGAAAAUCUUUGGUAAUUUUUAAAAGUUUUCUUGGAAUUCAAUUAAAAAGUACCUACAGUUGAAAUCAUUCAAGAAGAAUAAUUAAAUAAAACAUAAAUAUAGAUUGAAGACAUAUAACCUAGUUUAUAAAUAGAGCCAUUAAAAAUAAUUUAGAUUCCAGUCAAUCUUUCAUAAUUUUAAAAUUAAAAUAAACGAAUUGUUGAACAUUUUUUUUAAUAUGAAAAUGUAGAAUAAAUAAAAGGGCAAUUUUUGUGUGAAUCCCCAUUCAAACUGUUGAAUGUAUUUCAUAAUGGCCUAGGAUCAUAAAUAUUUCAAUCAAUGAAAGAAUAAAGUUAAUAGCAAAACUAAUUAGUUUAAGAAGCAGAACAAUAAAAAAUAUAAAAAAUAAAUACCUCUGAUUUUAUUUAACUUCCUAAAUUAGAUGAAACUAAUAGAGAUUAACAAAAAGAGAUCGACAUUAGAUUAAAUAAUACAUUAUAAAAUUAGCAUGGAACUAAAAUUUUGAAAAGGCAUUAAAAAAUAGAAUAAUAGAGAACUUAAAAAUCCAACAUUAGUAAUAGAUUUGAAGUAUUAUGA